Molecule: messenger RNA, 999 nt
Organism: Clonostachys rhizophaga
Lineage: Eukaryota; Fungi; Ascomycota; Sordariomycetes; Hypocreales; Bionectriaceae
Source: the annotation of a GenBank genome assembly
AUGCCUUCCCUUAAAGAAAUCAGGGCUGCCAACGCCUUGAUCAACGAUGCCACGGCCCCUCGCGUCUCUGUCUGGGUGGGCGGCACCUCAGGCGUCGGGAAGCUCACCAUCAAAGCUCUUGUUGAAACGGGCGCCAGUGUGAAGAUCUACAUUGUCGGUCGCAAGAGUUCCGAAGAGCGAACCAAGACCUUCACCCAGGAGCUGAACGCCAUUAAUCCCAAGGCUGAGUUCAUCUGGGUUGAGGGUGAAGUCUCGCUGCUCGCCGAAAGCAAGCGAGUAUGCGAGAUCAUCAAGGAGAAGGAAUCGUCCAUUGACCUCCUGUUCCUCUCCACUGGCUAUGCUCCAUUAGGAACGCGCGAGGAGACUUCCGAAGGCCUAGAGAUUUGCCAAAGCCUGGAAUAUUACACACGCAUUCUCUUUAUUCUUCACCUGCUGCCCUUGCUCCAAAAAUCGGAGAGCCCCAGGGUCAUUUCCGUCCUGGGCGGCGGAUUAGAGAGGUUUUCUGUCAAUACAGAUGACAUAGAUCUCAAGAAGCCAGGCAGUUUCAGCUCGGCGAGAGGCCAAGUACAGUACGGCCAUCUGAAUUCUGUUGGUCUCGACUGGCUAGCCAACGAGUACCCCGAUGUGACAUUCAUGCACACCUGGCCUGGAUGGGUCGACACGGGAAAUGUGCGAAGAGGAAACGUUGAUCCGAAUUCGUGGACGGGUUGGCUCAUCUGGCUCGUCUUGGAGCCUCUCAUCAGGACCUUCUCGAUGAGAGACGAGGAUUCUGCCCAGCGGAACCUUUUCCAGUGCACGAGCGCUGCCUUUGGUGGCCGUGGUGUGCCCUGGAAAGGGAAGCCUGGUCUGAGCACGUUGCAGAAACCGGAUGGCGGGUUGUUUUUGGUUAACUACAAGGGUGAUUGCACGCCAAAUACAAAAAACAUAGCUAGGCUCCGAGAGAAUGCCCAGUCAAAGGUUUGGGCCCAUACCCAGAACAUCCUCGAACCGUAUCUAUGA